AUUUUCUUUUCAAUAAGAGACUUUCAACUUCCUUGAAGGUGCAAGUCUUAGCCGCCAGAAUUGAAAUAUGAUUAAGCUCCACACCCACUAGUGUGCCUAUAUGAAUGAUUGUGGAUCCAACUGUGGUAGUGUGAGACAUGGAAGGAAUAAGGAGGAAAUGCAGUAGUUCUUCAUGGGCCUUCUGGGUGCUGAUCUUGCUGGGAAUGAUGUUAAUGGCGAGGGUGGUGGAAGGUGCAGACCUGAGUCCCAGCCAGUGUAAGCAGGAAAGACAGCUAGGCAUCAAUUCAUGCAAGGCAGUGGUGUUUGGGCAGCCUGCAUCGCCUGCGUGUUGCCAGCGCAUAAGGGUGAGCCACUGGGAGUGCGUAUGUCCGGCCUUCAACCCCAAGUUGGCCGCACUCAUAGACAUCAACAAGGCCAUCAAGAUCCUCCAAACCUGUGGAAGGAAGGUCCCUCAUCACUUCAAGUGUGGCAGCCUAUAUUUCCCAUGAACAUGUGUCUUGCUUCUACUGUGCUAAGAGAUAAGCUUCAUAUGGUUACAAGAUGUACACGUUUCAUAUGCUUAUUGGUUUUCUUCUAUUAUUGUUAGAAGAAAUGUUUACAAGAUGUACAAGUUAAAAAUUCCUUCUGAGAAAUGAAUAAUAAAUCCAAUUUAUGGUUGUGAUUGA
This is a messenger RNA of Vitis riparia (riverbank grape), 665 nucleotides long. RefSeq lists its product as uncharacterized. Lineage: Eukaryota; Viridiplantae; Streptophyta; Magnoliopsida; Vitales; Vitaceae. The transcript is spliced from 2 exons. The coding region runs from base 138 to 488 and encodes 116 amino acids. The record is from RefSeq and is a predicted model, not a curated record.